Messenger RNA from Trichogramma pretiosum, 441 nucleotides. RefSeq lists its product as uncharacterized. Lineage: Eukaryota; Metazoa; Arthropoda; Insecta; Hymenoptera; Trichogrammatidae. The coding region runs from base 70 to 441 and encodes 123 amino acids. The record is from RefSeq and is a predicted model, not a curated record. The transcript has 2 exons.
ACAGGUCGGCUUUUCAAAACUGCAGAUCGAGAAUUCCGUGUGCAUGAAAUUUACGGCGAUGGAAAUUGCAUGUUUCGAGCUGUUAGCUUUAUUUUAUGGGGCAAUGAAAACCGUCACAAACACCUGCGAUCGAUGGUCGUAAAUCACAUAAGAUCGGCGUGGCCCGAAGUAAAGUCGUUCGUUCUCGCGGAAUGGAACAUUACCAGGGCGGAUCGCUACGUCGAGUUCAUGGGCAACGAGGGCACCUUCGCCAGCGAGCUGGAGUGCAUAGUCGCGGCCAAACUCAAUCAGCUGAAUCUGGCCAUUUACCGGAGAAUAGGGCCCAACGCGCAGCUUCAGCGAAUCCUUUACAGUCACUUUAGCUCGCGGGUCAAAACUGGCAACUUGCUCUUCAGCGGUCGCAACGAUUAUGGACACUACGACGUCCUUUUGCCCAUAUAG